GUGCACACUUCCUGUUCAAAAACACUUUCUUCAAGCUGUAAACAGACUGUCUGUGGCUUAUAUCUAAUGAAAAUAUGUCAGUAAGGUUCUUGUUAGUACUUUGAGAAGUGCUGUGAUUUAUACAUCGGUAUGGGGAGCUUGCCCAGCAAGAAAAGCUAUACUACUAUAACAGCAAGUAUAUCCAACCUACAAGCAAAUCCCUUAGCUACAGCAGCAUAUGUACCCGGACCGGUAGUGGACAAGUGUGUCUUUGUGGCUUUGUACAAUUUUCCACUCGGUGGUCAACCAGGUUUCACAGUUCGUGUCGGAGAGCAACUGCACCUACUUUUUGAGGAUGGUGACUGGUGGAAGGUGGCAUCGAUUUCCACUGGCAAAGAAUGUUACAUGCCAAAAAAAUACAUUGCCAAAGUAUACAACAGCUGGCUUUAUAGUGGUAUAAAUCGGGAAAAAGCUGAAGAAUUGCUAAUGCUAAAUGGCAACCACGUCGGUUCCUUUUUGAUACGAGAAAGCGAAACUAGAAAAGGGUGUUUCAGUUUGUCCAUCAGACGAGCCAAUCAAGCUUCACGGGAUGGAAUCAAACAUUACCGUAUCAAUAGCCUAGAAAAUGGUUGGUUCUAUAUUUCUCCUCGUUUGACCUUUCCAACGCUUCAAGAAUUGGUGGAUUACUACUGGGAAUCAGCGGACGGCAUAUGCUGCGUUUUGAAGGAACCUUGCGUUAUAUUAGGAAUUAACAAUUCAGUGAUUCACAGUGAUUAUGAACCGGUGAUGGUCCGGAACCCGACUCUUAAUUGGAAAGAACUAGAUAGCUCUGCACUCUUUAAGGAAGACAAUGGAUUAGGUGAAGAUUGUCCGGUCAGCCUUGGACUCCGAGAAGCAGUCAGUUCUUACAUGUUCAUGACGGAAGACUUUAAUUCAAAAAGUGCUGCAGAAAGAGAACACUUAUGGAGGACAUUUUAGUAAUUACAGCCGGAACGAUUCAUGAUGAUAUUCUACUGCCAGACAUGCCUUCAAAAUGGUUUCAAAACUUUUUGGGUGGAGCUCUGGAAAUGAAUGAACUUCCUUAAAUAUGAUCAGUCUUGAACUGUUCUGGAACAGCUCAAACGUUGCAAGAUGCAACUUCUUGUCAAUACUAUACUACAAAAUGAAUUCUAAUUUUUACAAAAUUAUAUUUAUUGCAGCUGUGCUGCACUUUAUGUGUACAUAUCUUAUAUUGUAUUUUAUUAUUCUGUAUUGUAUUCUUUGUUGUCUUAUUCUACAAUAGUAGAGGGGAAAUGUCAGAUUAUAAAAUUGUAUAUAAAGCAGUAGAAUUCUAAAAUCCCUAGACUCAAAAUCUACAGUAAAGAAAUGUAUUUUAUAUAAUGAUUGUUUUUGUUGAAUAAAUCAUUAUUUUUACCCCGUUAUGUACAGUUGCUCUAAAUAGUCUAGUACCAGACUAGCAGCAAUAUGAGGUUUAUAUUAUGUGGCUUCAAAUUGCUUGAAUGGGAAGCCUGUGUGGGACCAAUUAUAUAAUUAUGACCA
Messenger RNA from Pelobates fuscus (common spadefoot toad), 1518 nucleotides. RefSeq names its product Src like adaptor 2 (gene SLA2). Gene Ontology annotation, molecular function: phosphotyrosine residue binding; epidermal growth factor receptor binding. NCBI's taxonomy places the organism in Eukaryota, Metazoa, Chordata, Amphibia, Anura, Pelobatidae. Bases 130 to 957 code for a protein of 275 amino acids. The transcript has 8 exons. The record is from RefSeq and is a predicted model, not a curated record. Gene Ontology annotation, biological process: regulation of MAPK cascade; signal transduction. Gene Ontology annotation, cellular component: nucleoplasm; plasma membrane; COP9 signalosome.